AAUUAAAAACACUUGCCAGCUCCGCUCUCUGCUUGACCAUAUUCAUUACCAGAACAUUCUGUCAACAUUCCGGCGACUCACCGGAGAUAAUCGACUACAAAAUGUCUAAUAAUCAGUCGGAAAAUAGAACCGACGGCGACAACGAGAGAGACGAAGAAAAAGAAGAAGACGUGUCCGGUGAAGAUGAAGAAGAAGAAGCCGAAGACGAGCCGAGACUAAAGUACCAGAGAAUGGGAGGCAGCGUGCCGGCGCUUUUAUCCGGCAAGUCGGCGUCAUGUAUUGAGGUUGCUGAGCGUAUGAUCGCUCUCGGGACUCGCGCUGGUUCUGUACACAUUCUCGAUUUUCUUGGAAACCAGGUAAAGGAGUUUUUAGCUCAUGGUGCUACUGUCAAUGAUUUAUGCUUUGACAUAGAGGGUGAAUACAUUGCUAGCUGUUCGGAUGAUGGAUCGGUGGCAAUAAACAGUCUGUAUACUGACGCGAAACUGAAAUUCGAUUAUCAUCGUCCAAUGAAGGCUAUUGCUCUGGACCCAUAUUACGCACGAAAUUCCUCCAAAAGAUUUGUUGUUGGCGGUUUAGCUGGCCAUAUGUACUAUAAUAUAAAAAAGUGGAUUGGUUAUCGUGACCAGGUUCUUCAAUCAGGUGAAGGUCCAAUUCAUGCAGUGAAGUGGAGAACAAGUCUCGUUGCUUGGGCUAAUGAUGGAGGAGUGAAUGUUUAUGAUACUUCAAAUGAUCAACGUAUAACGUAUAUUGAGAGACCACGUGGAAGCCUACGUCCUACACUUCUGUUUCCUCACUUAGUUUGGCAGGAUGAUAGUUUAUUGGUCAUUGGUUGGGGAACAUCUGUGAAAAUUGCUUUGAUAAAGAGUAAUCAGAACAGUAGCACCAACAAGACUUAUAAACAUAUACAAAUGUCCCACAUGGACCAGGUGGACAUAGUGGCAUCAUUUCAAACUAGCUAUUACAUCUCAGGAAUCGCUCCUUUUGGAGAAAAUUUGGUUGUUCUAGCUUAUAUUCCUGAAGAGGAUGGUGAGAAGGAAAUUGCAAGCAGCAUUUCAUCGCACCAGGGAAAUGCUCGGAGACCAGAAGUGCAUGUAGUCACAUGGAGCAAUGACGAGCUUUCAACAGAUGCACUGCCUGUACAUGGCUUUGAGCAUUACAAGGCAAAAGAUUAUCUCCUUGCUCAUGCUGCGUUCACAGGAAACAGCUACACAGGUGGUCAGUGGGCAGCUGGUGAUGAGCCAUUUUAUUAUAUCGUAUCUCCUAAAGAUGUAAUUAUUGCGAAGCCUAGGGAUGCAGAAGAUCACAUAUCUUGGCUUCUUCAACAUGGAUGGCAUGGAAAAGCUUUAGAAGCAGUUGAAGCAGGAAAAGGAAGCAUACAGCUUCUUGACAAAGUGGGUUCAAAAUAUCUUGAUCAUUUAAUUGGGAGAAGAAAUUAUGCUAAAGCUGCAUCUUUAUGCCCAAAAUUGUUACAAGGCUCAGCCUCUGCAUGGGAGAGAUGGGUUUUCCACUUUGCUCAUCUACAGCAGCUUUCUCUUUUGGUUCCUUAUAUGCCAACAGAAAAUCCAAGGUUGCGCAAUACUGCAUACGAGGUUGCUCUUGUGGCUCUGGUGACGAAUCCAUCCUUCCAUAAGGAACUUCUGUCAACCGUUAAAGCCUGGCCUCCUCUAAUUUACUCUGCAGUGCCUGUCAUUUCAGCUAUAGAACCUCAUCUUAAUACUUCGUACAUGACUGAUGCUCUCAAAGAGGCACUGGCGGAGAUAUAUGUUAUUAAUGCACAAUACGAGGAAGCCUUUUCACUUUAUGCUGAUCUUUUGAAGCCAGAUUUGUUCGAGUUCAUCGAAAAACAUAACUUGCAUGAUUCCAUCCGUGAGAAGGUUGUACAAUUGAUGAAAAUAGAUAGUAAACGGGCAGUUACAUUAUUAAUCCAGCACAUGGAAAUGAUUAGUCCAAAUGAAGUUGUUUCACAACUAUUGGCUACAGAGGACGACUCCAGAUACUUUUUAUAUCAAUAUCUGCACUCUCUCUUUGAAGAUGACCCCCAUGCAGGAAGGGAUUUCCACGAUAUGCAGGUUGAGCUUUAUGCGGACCAUGAUCCAAAGGUGCUGCUUCGUUUUCUCCGCAACUGUCAGCAUUAUAAGCUUAUGAAGGCAUAUGAAAUAUGUGUUAGCAGAGGUCUGCUGAGGGAGCAAGUUUACAUUCUUAAAAGAAUGGGAAAUUCCAAACAGGCCCUUGUAGUUAUUAUUAAUGAACUAGGGGAUAUAGAACAGGCCAUAGAGUUUGUUAGUAUGCAACAUGACGAUGAACUGUGGGUAGAAUUGAUCAGACAAUGUAUUCAGAAUCCUGAAAUGGUUGGGGUGUUGCUGGAGCAUACCGAUGGCAAUCUUGAUCCCCUCUAUAUUGUAAAUAUCAUUCCCAAUGGCCUGGAGAUUCCUCGGCUAAGGGAUCGUUUAAUUAAAAUCAUAAAGGACUACAGGACCGAAACUUCUCUAAGGCGUGGUUGUAAUAAUAUACUUAAGGGUGAUAUUAUUAACCUGUUAAUUAAAUACUAUGAGGAUGCAAGACGUGCCAUCUACAUGAGCAAUGAAGAAGAUGAAGUGCGUUCCACAAGGGAUGACGAUACAGCGUCUAAUUUGAUGGAGAGAUCAAGGAACAUGAAAACCAUGGAUAUCAAGUCAAAAACUAGAGCAGGCGGGAGGUGCUGUGUGUGUUUUGAUCCCUUUUCCAUUCAGAAUGUAUCCAUCAUUGCAUUCUACUGUUGUCACGCAUAUCAUAGGACUUGCCUCUUGGAUUCUGCUAAUACAGUUGAUGAGAAGAAAACGCCAGCCCCUACUUCCCACGAGGAUGCAUGGUAUUAUGAGUACGAGAAGAGUGACCCUGAUAAUGUUGAUGACAAUAAUAUUAAUACUUUAGGUUCCCCGCAGAUGCGAUGUAUAUUGUGCACCACCGCCACAAGUACAUCACAUUGACUUGAUGUGUUCAUUCUUGUCUGUGUGUGUGGUGGUUCUGUUGUUUUUCUGGGAUCACUGGCUAUUGUCUUUGUAACUUUAUUGUUGAUCAAGGGGUUAUAUUUCUGAGUGAGGUUUCUUGUAAAAAAUGUAGGGUACAAAGAAGGGCUGCUUCUAGUGCUCAAUUGUAUCCAUUUUCUAUUUUCAGAGGUGUUUGUUAAUUUUUUCUGAAAUUUAAGUGGAGUUGCCUUGUA
Messenger RNA from Daucus carota subsp. sativus, 3199 nucleotides. Its product is annotated as vacuolar protein sorting-associated protein 41 homolog. Gene Ontology annotation, biological process: endosomal vesicle fusion; cellular response to starvation; vesicle-mediated transport. Bases 102 to 2966 code for a protein of 954 amino acids. The record is from RefSeq and is a predicted model, not a curated record. NCBI's taxonomy places the organism in Eukaryota, Viridiplantae, Streptophyta, Magnoliopsida, Apiales, Apiaceae. Gene Ontology annotation, cellular component: HOPS complex; late endosome. Gene Ontology annotation, molecular function: protein binding. The transcript has 19 exons.